This is a messenger RNA of Ipomoea triloba (trilobed morning glory), 723 nucleotides long. RefSeq names its product 21 kDa seed protein-like. The transcript has a single exon. The record is from RefSeq and is a predicted model, not a curated record. Bases 1 to 723 code for a protein of 240 amino acids. Gene Ontology annotation, molecular function: endopeptidase inhibitor activity. NCBI's taxonomy places the organism in Eukaryota, Viridiplantae, Streptophyta, Magnoliopsida, Solanales, Convolvulaceae.
AUGAGGGCUCUUCUACUGCUUCUUUUCGUCACCUUUUCAUUCGAAUUCGUCCCCUUUGCAGUGUCAUCAAGAAUGCUCCCCUCUUCUUCUUCUUCUUCAGAUAAUGCAGUAGUGGUGGACUUCAAAGGCGGCCAGCUCAAACUCGGAGAACCCUACUACGUGCUCUCCGCCGCGUCCCCGCAGCCGGCCGAAGGACUAUGCCUAGAUGACAUCAAAUCCAAUGAAACUUCUACGGAUUGCCCCCACAACGUGGUCCAGUGCACCAUGUUCUACAAAUCCUUCCUCGGCAUGCCCGUCAUCUUUUCGUCUCCCGACAACACCACUACCAGCACCACCAACACCACCAGCAACUCGACCACAGACGAGGGCCUGGUCAAGGAAAACACUUCUUACAAAAUCCAGUUUUCCGGUGUCACGGGAUCAUGUGCCAAAGAAACCGUUUGGGGUUUAACGUUCGAACACGACACCACCUGCGAAUUCGUCACAACAGAUCCAGCGGCUCCCCCCGUGGAAUUCCAGCUAAAGAAACAAGGCUCCGGAUAUGCCAUCGUUUAUUGCGAAAUAAUCCCACUACCUCGUAUUCCCGUUUGCUUUAGCGUCGGGUUCCACCAGUUUGGUACGUACUACAGCCGUUUGGUUGUGGGUCUGGAUAUUGAAGCGGUAGAGUUUUUCUUCGUCAAAAAAACUACUAAUGUCACCGCGCUCCCCCAUGCCUCUUCCUAG